Molecule: messenger RNA, 1626 nt
Organism: Penicillium verrucosum
Lineage: Eukaryota; Fungi; Ascomycota; Eurotiomycetes; Eurotiales; Aspergillaceae
Product: fungal specific transcription factor domain-containing protein
Exons: 4
Coding region: 1-1626 (541 amino acids)
Biological process (GO): DNA-templated transcription; positive regulation of transcription by RNA polymerase II
Molecular function (GO): zinc ion binding; DNA-binding transcription factor activity, RNA polymerase II-specific; sequence-specific DNA binding
Source: RefSeq, a predicted model, not a curated record
AUGGGGAGCUCCCCACUAGAAAGACAAGUCGCCGAGCUACAGAACCGACUCCAGUCCCAGAGGAAUGAAAGCUGCACCCAUGAAGUUGCCGCACAUUCCAUCUCGCCGGUCGACUACCAUGGCGAGCUAUCGACGGAUGUUGUGCUUUUGAGUAUGAAGGCCGCUGCCGAGCCGUCAUUUAUCGGUGCAACAUCGGGUUUCUCGCUCUCUAGGCUCGUGGAGGGAAUCUUGUCUGAGUCCAUGUUAACCGAAAGGGUUAGAGGAGAUGACACAACUGUGUCUGAUCAGACACCAAUGCAAGAGCAGUCCGUGGCCACAGACCAAGAGGAUGUGUUGAUCGAUACGUUUUUUAAACGAGUGCACCCUCGAUAUCCAUUUCUUGACGAGGUUUGUCUUCAGGAUUUAUUCCGUCAGACAUUUCGAGACGAAGAUCAUAAUUCCCCCAAUCUCUUCUUACUGUACAUGGUUUACGCUAUUGCUGCGAGGACCAUUCAGCUGCAUCCUGAGAUGCGCCCAUGUACAAGACCAGAGACAUACUUUACACGCGCCCUUCGCCAUAUCGACUCUGCUCUAGCGAGCCAGAGCCUGCAACGGGUCCAAGCCCUCCUAUUAAUUGCCCUCUAUCUUCUACGAACCCCCAGUAACGUGUCAAAUCUUGGAAGUUGGCACAUUAUUGGGCUUGCCAUCAGACAUGCGGUCGAGAUGGGUCUUCACCGCAAUCUUCGUGAUUCUCGGGCGCGACAAUUGAAUAAAGAUGACCUGAACCUGCGUAAUCGUGUCUUUUGGAGUGCGUACAUUUUGGAUCGAGCGGUCUCAUUGACCCUUGGCAGACCAUUCGCCCUAGCAGAACAUGAGAUUGACGUUCCGGUACAUGACUCGCCCAAAUACCAAUCAUUCACCCAUAUGUGCCAUUUACGACGGCUGGAAAGUCGCAUACACCGUGAAAUAUUUGGAGCCGACGUGCAUGAAGCUUCCGACGAAAAGAUCGACUGUUUCCGGUAUGAGCUCGAUGCUUGGCAACUCGCUGUCCCGGUCCCGAUAGAUGCCUCAUUCGUUCUCCCCGGUUACUCGCUGUACGAUACAAGGGAAUUCUUCGACAUUCAAUACAGCAAGGCACUGCGUAUGCUCCUUCAGCGGCGUAUCACUACACCAAAGAAGGAGGCAGAAGGGGAGGAUUCAAAGACAGCAGAGUAUAUCGCACUGAGUGCUCGAGCAUCUGGGGACAUCUGCCAACAUUACAAAGUUCUCCAUCAACGAAGCCCGUUGGGUUGGAAUCUUCUGGCUCUACAUUCCAUAUUUACGGCUGGUCUAACCCUCCUAUACUCCAGCUGGACUAGGAAGGACAGGCCCGACCUCGUCGCCUUGGAAGACAUCCGAGCCUGUUCGAGUGUUCUGUUUGCCAUUUCAGAGCAAUGGCCGUCGACAAAACGGUUUAGGGACAUUUUUGAAACCCUCGCGCGGGAGAUGACGGAUAUUUUGAAACGCAACCAACCUCCGGAUUGGAACGCAUUGUUUCCCGUCGAUACGAACACGUUCGGGGGCGAGGGCUUCUGGUCGAUUUUUGAUGAUUUAGUGGAAGAUGAUUACAUUCGCGAUCAGUUUAGGCUUGAGGAAAUGAUGGGCUAA